This is a messenger RNA of Cucurbita maxima (winter squash), 1638 nucleotides long. Its product is annotated as AT-hook motif nuclear-localized protein 29. Gene Ontology annotation, molecular function: minor groove of adenine-thymine-rich DNA binding; DNA-binding transcription factor activity. Gene Ontology annotation, biological process: vegetative to reproductive phase transition of meristem. The transcript is spliced from 2 exons. The coding region runs from base 412 to 1335 and encodes 307 amino acids. Gene Ontology annotation, cellular component: nucleus. NCBI's taxonomy places the organism in Eukaryota, Viridiplantae, Streptophyta, Magnoliopsida, Cucurbitales, Cucurbitaceae. The record is from RefSeq and is a predicted model, not a curated record.
GGAGCUGCUUUUCCAUAUCUCUAUGGAAAAUAGCAAACCCCAAGGCUAGAGCUGGGUGAAUGCCGCCUUUCCCUUUGUUCUUCCUCAUCUACCUCUCCACUUCACUUUCUUCUUCCUCAUCUUCACUAUUAUGUUCCAUUCACUUUUCACUCUCUUCGAUUCGUCCUGGAUUUAGUGGAGAAGAGCGUGCAAGGAGAUGGGAAAAGAUGGGAAGGCGUUUUAAUUGAAAUCCUUUCCCGAGGUUUGGUAACUCAUAUUGUAUUUGUAUGGAUCCAUCGCCUCCAGGAAAUCGCUUCUUCCAGUGUAUGGGAGUGGAUACCUAAUCGAUUUGACAAAAUUAUUCGGUUGUUGUUGCAUCCGAUGGGUGGGUAGAAGCUGUAUAAAUUAGAAGUAAAUUGAAGAGGUAGGAAGAUGAGAAUGGCGGGGUACAGCGAAGAAGGAGGAGCGGGUUCACGCUACGUGCAACACCACCAUCAUCAUCAUCAACUUCUGAAUCCGGAACUGCAUCUGGACACGCCCUCCUCCUCCUCUAUUCCAUUUCCUCAUCCUCAUCUAUUCAACCAUUCCAAUCACUCCGAUGAUGGUGAUGAUAAUAACGAUACUAAUAAUACUACUAAUCCCUCUCAAAACCAACACGCCUCCCUUCGCCGCCCUCGUGGCCGUCCUCCUGGAUCCAAAAACAAGCCCAAACCUCCCAUUAUCCUCACUCGCGAUAGUCCCAACGUCCUCGGCUCUCAUGUCCUCGAGGUCUCCGCCUCCGCUGAUAUCGUCGAUAGUCUCUCCAAUUACGCCCGCCGCAGAGGGAGAGGACUCAGCAUCCUCUGCGGCACUGGUACUGUCGCCAACGUCACGCUCCGUCAGCCAUCUGCCUCUCCUACGGCUAGCGUCAUCACUCUUCAUGGCAGGUUCGAGAUUCUCUCCCUCACGGGCACUGUGCUUCCCCCGCCAGCUCCGCCGCAGGCAGGUGGACUGUCUAUAUUCCUAGCCGGGGCACAAGGGCAGGUGGUUGGAGGGACGGUGGUGGGGCCCUUGGUGGCUUCGGGGCCGGUGAUUUUGAUGGCGGCGUCAUUCUCCAACGCUGUGUUUGAAAGGUUGCCUCUGGAAGAAGAGGAGGAAGGGGGAGUGCAAGUUCAACCGACGGCGUCGCAGUCGUCGGGAGUGACCGGAGGCGGACAGAUGGGGGAGGGCGGUGGGAAUGCAAACGAGGGGAGCGGCGGCGGAGUUGGGUUCCUGGGCAACAGUACAAUAGCGGGAUAUCCUCCGUUUGCAGGGGAUUUGUUUGGUUGGGGAAGUGGAAGUGGAAGUGGGAAUGCCACAAAGCCUCGUCAGUUCUAAUGUUUAAUUAAAUGGGGAUUAGGGUUUUUAGUUUAAUAUAAUAUGUGGUGUUGUGUGGAAUGUUGUAAUAAUUAAUGAAGAAGAAGAGGAAGAAGAAGAAGAAGAAGAGGAAGAUGUGGAGGCGGUGAGUGAAGAUAGGAGAUGAGCAUUGAUGGAAUGAAUUAGUUGAUCUCCUUUUCCAUUCCAGGUGCUUUGCUUUCUCUUCUUACUUCCACACUUCUCUUCAAUAUUCCCAGAAGUAAGGGUUUUGGAGUGUCCAUUUCAUUUACACACAAUUUGGUUGCUUCUUUGUUUUUGCUGUCA